GGCGACGGGAACAUCCGAUACUAUGAAAUCAGCACAGAAAAGCCCUAUCUGAAUUAUCUCAUGGAGUUUCGCUCUCCUGCCCCACAGAAAGGACUGGGUGUGAUGCCAAAGCACGGGCUGGAUGUGUCUGCAUGUGAGGUGUUCAGAUUCUAUAAACUGGUUACCUUAAAGGGUCUGAUUGAGCCAAUCUCUAUGAUCGUGCCAAGGAGGUCAGAAACAUACCAAGAGGAUAUUUACCCGAUGACUCCAGGUAUAGAACCAGCCCUGACACCAGACGAAUGGCUGAGUGGAAUGAACAGAGAUCCCAUAUUGAUGUCUUUGAAGGAGGGCUAUAAGAAGGCAUCCAAAGUUGUCUUUAAGGCACCAAUAAGAGAGAAAAAAAGUGUGGUUGUCAAUGGAAUAGAUUUGUUAGAAAACGUGCCCCCCAGGACAGAGAAUGAGCUCCUCAGAAUGUUCUUUCGACAACAAGACGAGAUCCGACGGUUGAAAGAUGAGCUUUCGCAGAAAGACAUAAGAAUUCGACAACUACAGCUGGAGUUGAAAAACUUACGUAACAGCCCGAAGAAUAAUUAAUUAACCUCAAGGGACAUUUUAUAAAUAAACUUUCUUUGUUUAUACUUGCUCUUUUAUUUUACUGUAUCCACUUACACAGAAUAUGAGCCAGAAGUCAAUGACCUGCCAAGAGUCCACAUGCUAACUGGAAAUAUGUCCUUGUAGUCUUAUCUAGCACUAAAAAGAAAGACCUGUACACUAUAAUUGAAAAUAACUACAUGAAAGGAAGCUGGGUAUGUAUUUAUAUCCCAGCAUUUUUCAUGGAGUAAGUAGAAGAGCAAUUUAUUCUCUAUAUCUAAAGACUACGGAACUAACCAAUAGGGCACAACUUAAAUUUAACUUGAACUGGAGAGAGAAUGAAAAGAGAAUACAGGGUGUCCUUAAGAAAGCAAUAUGGUUUAUUGCUAUUAACUUUUUCCUAUGCAAAGCCUGACAAAGAAUGCACACAGCCUACAAAACUGGAAUUUUAAUUCACUUAACUAUGACCUAAAAUAUAGGGCUUAAUUCACAAAUGUUCUCUCCAAAUCCUCUUGCCCUGGCCUUUGUUUAAAGGAGGUUCAGGAAAACCUGCCCUUUGCCCUGGCACUUGUUGCAAAGGUUUCCUUUUCUGGGGAAAGGUGGCAAAAUUUGAAGUCAGGGUCUUAGAAAUUGGCCUGAUGGUCAAAUGUUCAAAUCCCUUGGUCAAUUGCUACACUCCUAUAAGACCUUAAUUUGUCACUUUCUUUGGUUUAUCUGUAUGGAAACCAGUCACUCUCCUUAGCGGGAUGGGGGCUGGUUGUAUAUACGGUUUGUUUGUUUUUAAAACGAUCCUAGGUUUCCUAAAUGUAGUGGGUCUAUCUUCCCUGAUCUGCUAAUAGGGACCUUAGAGUCCUACUUCCUCCUGGAAACAUAGCGGUGAUAACACUGCCAUAAUGGUAUGCAAAUGACAAGCAGCAAAGGAACUUGCCAUUGCUCUCUUCCCAUAACUGUCUUAGAACACCCUCUUGUUCAGUAGAGAAUGUUGCCAAGUUAGUGGUAACCUCUCCUGUGGAACCCUGGUUCAAAGACGUUUGAUGUCUGGGAACUCGGUAUGUCAUCUGUGUGUCUGUUCUGCAUAUCUGUU
This is a messenger RNA of Terrapene triunguis (Three-toed box turtle), 1654 nucleotides long. Its product is annotated as coronin-2B-like. NCBI's taxonomy places the organism in Eukaryota, Metazoa, Chordata, Testudines, Emydidae. The annotation marks the transcript as partial. Gene Ontology annotation, molecular function: actin filament binding. The transcript is spliced from 5 exons. Gene Ontology annotation, biological process: actin filament organization. The record is from RefSeq and is a predicted model, not a curated record.